Messenger RNA from Wasmannia auropunctata (little fire ant), 3718 nucleotides. Its product is annotated as tip elongation aberrant protein 1-like. Gene Ontology annotation, cellular component: Golgi apparatus. The transcript is spliced from 8 exons. Bases 893 to 3055 code for a protein of 720 amino acids. NCBI's taxonomy places the organism in Eukaryota, Metazoa, Arthropoda, Insecta, Hymenoptera, Formicidae. Gene Ontology annotation, molecular function: protein binding. The record is from RefSeq and is a predicted model, not a curated record.
UCCCCAAUGACGACUCGGCUAGGUAGGUGCUCGACCCGGACGCAGUUGGGAGAAAACAAGCGGCAGGCAGCCCGCCGUUCCCGCGUAACGUGGGCUUUUUCCCCGUCGAGUUUCGGCGAUCGUGUGAGAGAGAUCGCGCGGCGCGAACGUGGGGCUAGCGAGCCGCGAACGUGGCGUGGUGCUCCGGUCAUGGGGCGAAGGUGAAGGUGCGCGGUGAUCGCCCGAGGUGAGACUUUGAACGACGGUGACGCGCGAGGCUCGGGCGCAGCGGAUAUAAUAGCGCGAAAAAAAAACUGACGUUCGAUAAUACACGGCGCGCGUUAAGUUCGUUGAACCCUUUCGUGAGAUCUGCGUGGGUGCUGCUGCGGUUGAUGCGACUCGGUCGAGAGUGUACUUGAGAGAGUGUGUGCCGAAACCGCGCACGGCCGCCGCUGCGGAGGGUGAUGAUGCGCGUCGACUGAUUACGCGCCGGAUUCUGGCCGGAUUCCACGCGUAUCGAAUCAGCGCCGAGUCUUCAUGCGAGAGAUAUAUGUAUUAAUAUUAUUAUUAUACCGUGAUAUUCGAUAAGAGGAACUGUUGUUCUAUGCCUCCCUUAUUUUCUAGAAGACCAUCCUCGCUUAUUUCUGUCCAUUCGCGCGUAUGUUCGUUCUGCGUGUGUCGUGUUAUUUUCGGUGCAGCUGGCGCCGAGAAAGAUUACGACAGAUGCAUGUUUGAAGAGAAAGAGAGAGAGAGAGCACAUCUGUCUUUCGCGUAGUGCACUGUGUUUGGGAGUUUUUAAAUCGCCGAUUGCAUGUGGGUCACGAGUUGCAUUCGUUCCAGCUAAUGAGAUAGAAGGUUCGCCGAGCUAAGAGGAAGAAAAUGUGGAGCUCGGUUACUGCGGCCGGCACUGAAAAUGGACCAGCACCACCUUCGAGGAGCAAGCACAGUGCCACCUUACUUGCCGGUCACGUAUAUCUUCUCGGUGGUCGAAAUGGAAACCUACCUCUCAAAGAUCUCUGGCGAUACAGCCUUGAUUUUCUUUGUUUCUUUUUCAGCGGAGAGCAAGUGGGAGGAACUGCAUCCGGGCGGCGAAAGACCGCCGGCCCUUCAGGAACACAGCGCGGUGGCGUAUAAGGAUUGCCUCUACGUUUUCGGCGGCGAGCUCGGCUUCUCUGCCGGAACGGAGACGCCACUCUGGGUUUACAACGUCAAGACAAAUAUAUGGAGAAAGGUGAGAGCUCAACGGGGUUGCGUGAUUCCUAGGGGCCGGAGAGGUCACACCGCCCUGGUUCAUCGCGGACAAAUGCUCAUAUACGGCGGUUAUCAAGAUUUACGUGGGAGCUCCUCUGAACUGUGGGCCUUCCAUUUCGAGACUGAAUCUUGGCAUCUGCUUUCGUCGAGCGAGUGCGGGCCGGCCGCGAGGCACAAGCAUUCAGCGGUUUUGCACGGCGAUGCGAUGUACAUUUACGGCGGGAUGACGGAUCUACAAGAGAGGAACGAUUGCUGGCGAUGGGACGUCAACAGUGCUUCGUGGUCCAUGCUGAAGAGCAAACCAGGCCCCGGGCCUCUUCAUGGCCACGCGGCAUGCAGAUUGCCAAGCUGCAUGCUGAUCUUUGGCGGUGAGAGCGGCGGUUUGGCGACAAACGAGCUAUGGAGAUUUCAUUUCGGCACAGAAACCUGGGAGAAGCUAACAGUGUCAGGGCCGAAACCACAGCCGAGAGCUGAAAGCGUCGCUCUCGCGGUGUCUGAAUUGCUGAUUCGCGGAACGGGCAUAGACAACUCGAAACCGCGGCUGAGAAACCAGAGGCCUAGGCUGUCGAGCAAUAGAAUAUCGCCAAACGAGGCACCCUCCGCCAGACCCAGCUUUCUCAGGGAAAUUUCGAAGUUAUCGCAAAUAAACCUGUCGAGGCUCAGUCACCCGACGAAGUGCAGUUAUUCAGUUCUCAGCGGACACGACGAUAAUGAAGAAAGUCCCCAGGAGCAAGUGGACGUCGAAGUGAUCGAGCCCUCCACGGGAAUGGUGAAAUCUCGCAGUGCCAAUACGCUCGCCCGCCGAAGGCAGAAAGCGUCGGAGGGAAUGGCGAGGACGAUUGAUGUUAGCAAUACUAGCAAUACUUCUGGUAUGACCAGAGAUCCUAUUUCGGUGCCAAACUUUCGUGCUUUGACGUUACCAACUCCUGUUCUCACGCCUGUAGAGGCCGCCCGAUUGGUCUUCGUUGACCCAGAUGAGAAUAGCGACACCGAAGAGCGCAAGGAGCCGCCCACGUCGAGACUGAUCGAAGUUCAAGAGGAAAGACGAGAUUUCGCAGCGGUGCACCAGGCUUGCCAGCCGACUCGCGGCGAGAGUUACAGUUCGCACCUUUACGAAGCCGCUCUGCAAACGCCGAAAACUCCGACGGCGACGAAGAUCCCUACGUCCGCCUCCGUUCGAUUCGCCGAUCUCGAGGAGGGCGAGGAAUCGACGUCGGAUUACGCGAGUAUCGAGGCGAGAAGUCCGGGCGAUCCGCUCGCGGACGACGACUGGGUGUCCGGAAGAAGAUCGAAGCCGCACAGGCCGAUUGUCACUUCGUCGACGAUACGAGAGGGCCAAUUCGGUUUCUGCAAUCCGAACUACCUUGGUCUGGACGAAACAAAAACUGGCCAUCACCAUCAUCAUCAUCACCAUAAUCAUCAACAGCAGCAACAGCAGCAGCAGCAGCAGCAGCAGCAACAAGACGGAAAGUAUGCCAAGUUACUCAACAGUCCGCCCGAUAGCGUAUUGGAGGACGAACCUGGAAGGUCGGCUUCGCAGACGUUCGCGGAGCUCUUAGAGCUACAGGAGAUCAGGAGGGUGCCUCGAGCGCCACCGAAGAGCUUGCCGUUGGGCUCGCCGUCAAGAAGAGCGGUGAGCGCGUCGAGGGCCGAGAGGCAGAGGGCAAAGGUGGCGGCGGUGGAUGCGACCGACGCUAAAACACCUUCCUACGGACCGGCGCCCUUGUACGUUUUUUUGGUCGGCGGCAAAGAAAAGGGUCAAGUCACGGUGUUCGCCAGGCCGGUCUCUCUUUGGAAGCUACAGCUGGCGCCGCAUAUUUUCUAAGGAUGAUUGAUGGUCCACUUUAGCUGAGUCAUCCGCGCACUGUUAGUGAUAAGAAGAAGCACGAGAGGACUGAUGAUUAAAGGGAAGCGUUCGUGCAGUCCAAUUUUUCCAAGUUGCUAUGGUGUUUUACAAAUAUUCCUUGUCGCUUUGAAGAGAUUGACUCUUUCGACGUUUAUCCUCAUUUAUUUGAUUAUUAACAUCAAAGUUUAACAUCGUUAAUUUUUAUAUAUGCGUUCUUCGUUACAGACCUGAAUAUAUGCCUUUUGUAUAGAAUUGGUUGUAAUUGUUGACUUCUUUCGUUCGUUAAAGUUUGUUAGUUGCUACCAUUUGCGUCAUAUCUUCUACGUUAGAUUAGCAACGUCGAAACGGAAAUCGGAAGAAAAAUAUCAUACAUGCCAAAGCAUAGCCAUUGUUUCUGGCAAAUGCCAUGUGUAUCAAUGCGCAAUAUAUGUAUUUAGAGAAGUACAUUUUAAAAUUUAUUAAAUUUUAUCGUGCAGAAAGUAAUCUAUAAUGACGCGUAAUUGCUGGUUAGAUGAAAAAUAUAGAGAUCUUCACUUUGAUUUAAUGUGCCGAUAGAUAGAUAAAUAAGUAGAUAAUAAUAAAUACCUAUAAAAUCAUUAAAUUUAUAGGAAAUUAUUUCGUGGUAUUGUUCCUUUUACGUAU